Molecule: messenger RNA, 950 nt
Organism: Paramuricea clavata
Lineage: Eukaryota; Metazoa; Cnidaria; Anthozoa; Malacalcyonacea; Plexauridae
Source: the annotation of a GenBank genome assembly
AUGACUGAUCCACUGAAAAAAGACGAGAAGUGGCCACCAAGCGUUUGUGGCAAAAUUCUACCUGAGGCGAAUCAGAUCGCAGUAGAGUUUCAACCAGAGCAAGAAGUAAAGGCAACGAACAACUGCUGCUCCUAGAGCCCUUAGAUAAGAAGAUUUUGAUGCUAAUGGAGGACAAUGACAUGACGGACGAGGAGGCAAUGGCGACAGAAGUGGAGAAAAGCUUCAUGUUGGAAAGACUACCAUUGCUAUGAUUGAGGAAUUAUGUAGAAAUGCGGCGGGGCAGUGGUGAACACAAAUGUACACAAGAACCCCGAUGUUGAAACUGUGCAACCAAACACCCCAGUAGAGUCGAUAGUUGAUUCCUCAACCCCAAGUCUACAGCCAGUACAUGCUCAUACGGUUAGAGCGAAACUUCCCAAGCUCGAGGUGAAGAAGUUUCACAGCAAAAUUAAAGACUGGCAAAAGUUCUGGUACGGCUUCGAAAGUGCGAUCCACCGCAAUGAAAGUUUAUUGAAUGUCAACAAAUUUAAUUACCUUAGAGCCCUGUUGACGGGACAGGCAAAAUCUGCGAUUGCGGGGUUUUCAUUAACAUCAGCGAACUGCAAGUCUGCAGUAAAAAUACAUUGAUUAAACGAACCCAUAUACAUGAAUUAUUGAAUGCACAACCGGUGUAUAGUGCGAGAGAUUGUGGGCGUUUACGAGUAUUAUUUGACAAGAUAGAAACACAUUAUUGUGGACUGGAAGCUCUUGGUGUGGACGAGGCAACCUAUUCUGACAUUGUUGUACCUGCUAUUCUGGAAAAGAUGCCUGAAGUUGUAUGUUUGACUAUAACUUGUGACAAACUUCACAGUGACUGGAGUGUGAACGAUGUAGUAACUGCCUUGGAGAAAGAAAUUGAACUAAGAGAGGAAUAUCAGACCAAUCGCCAAGAGAGGGGAAGGCUAGAGUAA